AUGCCGCGCGACCCUCCCCCAUCCUCCCAGCGCCGCGACCAAGACAGAGAUCGAGAUCGCGAGCGCGAUCGCAACAGAGACCCCGACCGCAGACCCAAAGUCUCAGACUCAGACCGCCGCCGCCGCCGCACAACCCACCGCCCCACGAACAGCGCAAGCUUACUCCUCCCCCGCGACUCGGCCGACCUCCCCGAAAGCGCAUCUGAGUCGCCUAGUCCCACGAAACAUCGUCGGCAUCGAGAGGAUACACCGACGUCGGGGUCGCCUAGCCCGACCAAGCCGCCGCGAUCGAGACAAGCGGGCAGAAGCAGCCGGGAUGGUGGCGGUGAUAAUGGUGGGGGCAGUGGAGGUGGUAGUGGUGGACUCCUGUCCGCGGGCAGCUUGGCGAAGCUGGACAAGCUGAACGACACGAGGGGAUGGGAUUAUGAUGGGAAAUACGUGCGGGAGGUGCAGGAGAGGGAGAGGAGGAUGGAAGUUGAGAGGGUGAAGGGAAAGAGGAAGGAGAAGAGGAGGGAGAGGACGACGGAUAGGGAUGGCGGAGGCUAUGAGAGUGGGAGGGGUUAUGAGUCUGAGAGGCCUAGGCGAUCGAGGAGAGGAGAGGCCAGAGUGGACGAUUCGGAGAGGGAGGGCGGUGGAACAGGUGGGAGCGGUAGGGGCGGUGGAAGAGGUGGGAGUGGUGGGGGCGGUGGCAGGCCUGCUCAAGAAAGGGCAAAGGCGGGCGAUACUACAGGCCAUGAGAGCGGAAGGGGACACGACUCCGACAGACCCAGGCGGCCAAAGAGAGAGCGUGUCCCAGAACAUAAUUUAGACUACGAGAGGGAUCGGUACGACGAGAAGCAGGCGCGGAGGCAAGGCGGGGAGGAAGAUGCCGAGGAGAAAAUCAAAAGAUAUUUAGAGGAGAAGGAGAAGAGGAAGCGGCGCAAACAAGAGAAUGACCAGGAUGAGCGCAAAGAAAAGCGCAGGAAGAGGAGGGUUAUCAGCGGGCCGUUGCUGGAAGAGGGCGGAGAAGAUGAGGUCUAUGAAUACAAGAAAGAGUUUCGAGGUGGUGCUGACGGCGACGACUACGAGGAGAAAGAGUUCCGAAGAAAAAGACGGAAACGCAUAUGCAUUAUAGCCUUGAUCGUCAUUGUUGUCCUAGCGAUCAUCAUCCCAGUCGCUGUUCUCAUGUCAAAGAAGAGCAGCGGCGACAACGUUCAAAGCGUAGCAGCGGCCAACAGCAACCAGCCUGCGAACAAGAACCUCGAAUCAAUUUCUGAAAACGACAUCCCGGCAGCCGCCAAAGGAACGAUACUGGAUCCAUUCAGCUGGUACGACACAACAGACUUCAACGUCACCUACACCGAGGAAACGGUCGGCGGCCUGCCGCUCAUUGGCUUGAAUUCCACAUGGGAUGACACCGUAUGCGCAAACGAGAAAGUCCCAUGCCUCAACGACACCUUCGCAUACGGCAAGACGCCCAUCCGCGGCGUGAAUGUUGGCGGCUGGCUGAACAUCGAGCCAUUCAUCACACCAUCAUUCUUCCAGCACUACAGCUCGCGGGACGGCGUCAUAGAUGAGUGGACGCUUUUGGCCAGAAUCGGUUCUAAAGGAAAAGCUACCAUGGAGAAGCAUUAUUCGUCUUUCGUCAACGCCCAAACCUUUGCUGAGAUUCGUGAGGCUGGUUUUGACCAUGUCCGCAUUCCCUUUGGGUACUGGGCUGUAAAGACCUAUGACGGUGAUCCAUACGUAUCCCAGGUGUCAUGGCGAUAUCUGCUCCGUGGUGUUGAGUACGCACGGCAAAAUGGUCUCCGGGUGAACUUGGACCUUCACGGCGCGCCUGGAAGCCAGAACGGCUGGAACCACAGCGGCAGACAAGGCCAGAUCAACUGGCUCAACGGCACAGACGGCGACAUCAAUGCACAGCGCACACUCGACAUCCACAAGCAGCUCAGCACCUUCUUCUCACAGCCGCGCUAUCAGAACGUUGUGACUCUAUACGGCAUAGUCAACGAACCACGCAUGGUCGCACUCGACCGACAAAAAGUGAUAACCUGGACGGAAAACGCCAUCAAAGUGAUCCGCGACGGCGGCAUCACGGCCAUCCUCGUCUUCGGCGACGGCUUCAUGGGCCUGGACAACUGGCAAGGCAAGCUGCAAAGCGACGGCCGCCUCCUCCUCGACGUGCACCAGUACGUCAUCUUCAACGUCGACCAGAUCGCGCUCACCCACACCGAGAAGCUGCAGUUCGCAUGCAGGGAGUGGAACCUGCAAUCCAAGCGCUCGAUGAACAGAGCCGCGGGCUUCGGACCCACCAUGUGCGGCGAAUGGAGCCAGGCUGACACCGACUGCACCGAGAACAUCAACAACGUAGGCAUGGGCUCGCGGUGGGAGGGCAACCUGAACACGGGUAACGCGUCGACUUCUGUGCUAACGCCGCUGUGUCCGGCGAAGUCAGGGUGUAGCUGCGACCAGGCCAAUGCUGAGCCCUCGCAGUGGUCGGAUGCGUACAAGGACUUUCUGCUGAAGUUCUCGCAGGCGCAGAUGGAGAGUUUUGAGGCGGGCUGGGGAUGGUUCUAUUGGACAUGGGACACGGAGAGUGCGCCGCAGUGGAGUUACAAGCAGGGCAUGGCGGCGGGCGUCCUGCCAAAGAAGGCGUAUGAGAGGAGUUUCAAGUGUUCGGAUCCGUUGCCGGAUUAUGGGGCUAUGGGUUUGCCGGAGAACUUUUGA
Messenger RNA from Coniosporium apollinis CBS 100218, 2706 nucleotides. RefSeq lists its product as uncharacterized. The record is from RefSeq and is a predicted model, not a curated record. Gene Ontology annotation, biological process: glucan catabolic process. Gene Ontology annotation, cellular component: cell surface; extracellular region. The coding region runs from base 1 to 2706 and encodes 901 amino acids. The transcript has a single exon. Gene Ontology annotation, molecular function: beta-glucosidase activity. Lineage: Eukaryota; Fungi; Ascomycota; Dothideomycetes.